Messenger RNA from Oreochromis niloticus (Nile tilapia), 8016 nucleotides. RefSeq names its product nucleoprotein TPR. Gene Ontology annotation, cellular component: nuclear pore. The transcript is spliced from 55 exons. Bases 128 to 7651 code for a protein of 2507 amino acids. Gene Ontology annotation, molecular function: structural constituent of nuclear pore. Gene Ontology annotation, biological process: protein import into nucleus; regulation of mitotic spindle assembly; mRNA export from nucleus. The record is from RefSeq and is a predicted model, not a curated record. Lineage: Eukaryota; Metazoa; Chordata; Actinopteri; Cichliformes; Cichlidae.
CUGCCUGUGUACGCGUCGAGGGGGUCUAAUUUGACAUUUUUUAGUUAUUACUUUGGUUGUAGACAGUGCACAGAUUAAAAUUAUUUUACAAGAGUUUACCGUUAUUCUUCGGGACGAGUAGGCAACGAUGGCGGUCGUCCUGCUUCAGGCUCUGGAGCGGACGGAGCUGAAUAAGCUCCCGAAAGGCAUCCAGAACAAGCUGGAGAAGUUUGUAACGGAGCUGCAGAAUGCUAACGAGGCGCUCCAGACGCAACAUGAGCGAUUCAAAGCAGACAGCGAGCAACAGUACUUUGACAUGGAGAAGAGAUUGGCGGAGAGUCAGGAACAGAUCUUGUCUGCUACCAAAGAUCUGCAGACCCUGAAAGAGGAAAAUAAAAAGCUCAAUGAAGAGUUGAGCACUCUAAAGGGAAUAGAAGGAGAGAGCACCGAAGAUAAACCAUCGCAACAGCAAACCAAGACCAAGUAUGAGAUUGAGGCAGAGAAGAGAGAGCUGGAGCGGUUGCUAGAGAAGAGAACACAGGAGGUGGAGAAUGUCUCUGAGGAUGUGAAACGUCUCAAUGAGAAACUGACAGACUCAAACAAAGUGAAGAUGGAGCUGCAGUUAAAACUGGACGAGAUACAGUCAUCUGCAGCUUCUGUACAGCACCGGGAGAAGCGUAUGGAGCAGGAGAAGGAGCUGCUUGAGAAGAAGAUCGAGUGGUUGACUGCAGAGCUAAAGACCAAAACUGAGGAACUGCUGAACACCAACAGAGAGAAAGGCCAAGAGAUCCUGGAGCUGCAGAGCAGUCUGAAGAGCAGCGAGCAGAAGGUGGCUGUACUGGGAAGUCAACUCACUGUUCUAAAGGAAACCAGUGAAAGUCAGAAUAAAAGAGCUGAAGACCUCAACAACAAACUGAAACAGGUCAAAGAUGAGAAGAGCGCCAUGGAAGAGAAGUACUGCAACGAACUCAAUGCUCAUGUCAAGUUGUCUUCACUCUAUAAGGGGGCAGCAACAGACAUGGAGACAAAGAACCAAGAACUGAGCAGAGCUGUUGAAGAACUCAGCAAGCUAGUGAAAGAAACGGGGGAAGCCAAUAAGGCUCUAGAAAAGAAGGUGUCAGAGGGUGAGGAGCUAAAGACUCGGCUUGAAGAAGAGCUUAAAGAUAAGAUCAAGAAAAUGGAAAAGGAGUUAGAAAAUGCUACAGUGAAGGCUGCAGGCAAACACUGCUGCAUGCCUUCUAUGACUGAAGAACAGUUGGAUGCCAUGUGCCCUUCAGCAGCCUCCAUUGCAGCGAUUGUCAAACCUGGGAUGAAGUUCUUUGAUCUGUAUAAUGCGUAUACUGAGUGUCAGACACAGCUUCAGCUGGAGAAGCAGGAGACAAGGAGAGUGAGCCGUGUGCUGGAUGAGAUUGUUCAGGAGGUCGAAUCCAAAGCUCCUGUCCUGAAACAACAGAGGGAGGAGUACGAGAGCAUGCAGAGAUCCAUGGCCUCCCUGUGCAACAAACUGGAGCAAGCUCGAACAGAAAUUUACAGUUUGCAAAAAGAGAAAGAGGAGGUAAAGCAGCACUGUGAUACCCUGGAGAGAGAGAAACUGAGGACUGAAAGACUCUUGGAGGAUACAUCUGCUCAGGUGUGUGGUCUUCUGGUGGAGUUGGAGGAAGCCAGGGGCAACCAGGUGACCAAGGAUGACAGCAGCUCUGCUGACAUUUCUAGCACUUCAGAGGUGAUCAGCCCUCACCAGCUGUCUUUCCGCAGUGUGGAGGAGCUCCAGAGGCACAACCAAAGCCUUCUGGGAAGGCUGAGGGAGCUGGAGGAGGAGAAGGACAAACAGCAGAGCCAAGUAACAUCAGCACGGAUAUCAGAGUUGGAGUCCAGUGUGGAUCGACUUCAUAAGGAGGUGGAGCAACUGAGAGAGCAGAGGAACCAGCAGAAACAGCUGGCAGAGUCAAAUGCCAGGCAGAGAGACAUGUACAAGGCUUUGCUGACACAGAGCACUGGCUUCAGUCUGCCUCCUCAAGGUCAAGACUCUUCUCCCCAGCCUGCACACGGCCGCUCUUCAAUACCAGCUGCUCGCUCUACUCCUCAGAGAGCUGCUGCUGCAGAGUCGGCACAGAGUGCUCAGACAAAAGCAGCUUUAAAACAGCUCAAUGACGCCUUCACGCUGUAUAAGAAGGAGAAGGCAGAGAACGACAGGAUACUGAAUGAAACCAAUGAUCGGCUACAAAGGCAGCUGACAGAACUCCGCUCCAGCCACGCCAAGCUGACUUCUCAGCUGGAGUUCAGCAACAAGCGAUACGAAAUACUCCAGGAGGCUGUAUCAGCAUACCGCCGAGAGAUCGUUAUCCUUCAGGAGAGGAACCAAAAGAUGUCUGCAACAGCCCAGCGACACGAGCACAUUAUCCACACAAUGAGCCAGGACCUGAGACAGGCUAAUGAAAAAAUUGCUCUGGAAGAGGUGCGUGUGGAGAACCUGACUAAAGAGAGAGACAUGUUGAGACAAGCAGAGAGUCGACUGAGUCGAGAGAAGGAAGCCAUGCUUGCUGAACAACGUAACCAAAACUUGUUGCUCACCAACCUCAAGACCAUACAGUUGACGAUGGAGCGUGCAGAAACAGAGACACGCCAGCAUCUGAACAACAAGAUAGAACAACUGGAGUCAGAACUUACUUCGAUGAAGACCAGACUAGAACAGGAAGUGGCACAGAGACAUGCCCUCGGGCGUACUAUGGAUGCUCAGUUGUUAGAAGCUAAGAAGCAGCUAGAGACCCAAAACACACUGCAGCAGAAGACCAGGGAGCUGCUGCGUAGCUCUGAACAGCAGGUGGCAGCACUGAAAGCCCAGCUGGCCUCUGCUACCUCCUCUGAGGCUACCAGCACCACCACCACGCCAGUUACCAGGGCCGUAGGCCUCCGAGCACCGUUGAGAGUGCGCUCUCCAGUCCCAGCAGCCUCCCAGCUAACCAGCCAAUCAGAGCAGGAGCUCUUAGAGGUGAAAGGUCUCCUGCGCAGUGUUGAGGAGAAAAAGAGUGAAUUAGAGGAACAGCUGAAGAGUGCUAAUGCCUCCGUAGAGCAAUAUAGAUCUGUGGUGCUGACUCUGGAAGACAGUCUAGAGAAAGAGAAGGAGCUACGUUCUCCUCUGGAGGUUCGUCUGAAAGAGUCGGAAGAGGUGCAGAAGCAGCUGGAGAAGAGGAUUUUAGAGUUGGAGAAAAUGAAGCAGCAAGAGCAAGAGGAAAGAAGAAAGGCUGUGGGUGCAGUGGAGAAACAAGUGUGUGAGCUACAACGCAGUCUGAAGGCCAGUCGGGUAGAGCAACAGGAGGCUCUGGAGAGGGCAACUGCUGCUGUAACUCUGGAGCAGAAGGCUGUACAGGACAGCCUGCUGCAGACUAAGCUAGCCGGAGAGGCACAGGCUAAGUAUGAGCGCGAGCUAAUGCUUCAUGCUGCUGAUGUGGAGGCUCUACAGGAACUGAAGAAAAAAUUCCAACAAGGAACAGCACAAAAGAUGGAGUUAGAGGAGGAAUUAAAGAAGACCACCUCCCUCCUGCAGGAGAAAACUGCAACCUGGAGUAUAGCAGAGAAAAAGCUGAAGGAGGAUCUGUCAAAUCAGAGCCGUCGCUGUGAGGAGUUGGGAAAGCAGAAUUCCCUCCUGCACGAACAAAUGGAUGAAAUAGCUGCUAAGAGCCGGCAGGUGCAACAACAACAGCAACCACAGCAGCUUGACUUGUCAUUCAGUGAGGAAGGAAAGACCACUGAGCAAAUACUAGAAAUACUCAGGUUUGUGCGGCGGGAAAAGGAUAUCGCUAUAGCACAAUGUGAGGCGUCUGACAGAGAGGCUCUUCGUUACAAACAGCGAGUGGAACACCAAGAAAGAGAAUUAACGGAACUACAAGAAACCCUGAAUGCUGAGAGGGAGAAGAUGCAGGCUACAGCAAAAACUCUAGUCCAGCAGGAAGAGCAGCUGAAGAAGAUGGAGACUAUCAGUGCUCUUCAGAAAACCAACAAGAUGCUGAAAAUGGACCGAGAUAAACUGGAGCAAGAACUGCAGCAAGCUCAGGCUAAAGUCACAAAACUCCAGUCAGACAUCAGCCCUCUGCAUCACUCUCUGUCUGUGCUGUCAGAGAAGAAUGGCUCCCUGCAGGCUGACAAGAGGCUGUUGGAGGAAGACCUUAAACGAUUAAAGGCCAAAAAUCAGCAACUGAUCAGCCAACAGAAAGACGGUGAUGUUGAGGAGAGACAGAAACUCACUACGGAGAGAGAGGCUCAACAGAAGCGCAUCACACAGCUGGCUGAGGAGACGGCCAAGCUGAAGGCUGAGCUGGCCAGAUCCAGUGCGAGUGGAAAUUUAGCUCAGUCGCAGCUACAUGGCCUCAGAGAGUCUGUUGCCCGCCUGACGUCCGAAAGAGACUCUCUGAAGAAAGACUUGGAAGCAAAAAACAACGACAUUGUGGAGAAGAAUAAGACCAUCACCCAGGUGAAGAAGAUUGGACGACGCUAUAAAACCCAGUACGAGGAGCUCAAAGCCCAGCAUGACAAGCUGGUCAGUGAAACAGCUACUAAAGCAGGAAGCGAGGUGGCUCCAAACCAGGAGGUGCAGCAGGAGUUGAAAAAAGCUCAGGAGCAGCUCAGCAAGACUCAGGAGGAGCUGAGUGCCCUGAAAGGAGAAGUGCAGAAAAAACAGGAGGAGGCCCAGAAGUCCCUGCAGGAGCUGGAGGGAGCCCAGAAGGAAAACCAGCAGCUCAAGGAAAAGGUCCAGGAGGUCCAAAACCAGCUGACACAGCUCCAGUCCCAGCUGUCCCAGACCCAGACUCAACUGCAGCAGAAUCAGAACCAACUAACCCAAAAUCAAAAAGAGCUUCAACAAGCUAAGAGUCACACCCAGCAGGUGCAGAACCAGUUAAAAACAGCUCAGUCUCAAGCUCAAGCCCGUCAGAACCAGAUUCAGCAGCUCCAAAGGGAGCUUCAGCAGGCUAAAGAAACCCUUCAGCAGAACCUCACCAGUCAGAAAGAGCUUCAGCAGACCCACCAAACCAGCCAACAGAGCCACAACCAGGAAAUCUCCAGCCUCAAGUCUGCUCUGAGCCAAGCAGAGAGCAAGGUGACUGAUAUUCAAGGCCAGUUGGAGAGCUUGCAGAAGACGGUUGUUGAGCGUGAAGCAGACGUAAAACAUCUGAAGGAGCAGCUAACUGAAGCCAAACAAGCUAAUGAAGCAAGCCGAACCACACAGGCCAGCCAAAACCAGAGUUCCCAGUCUGUCCACUCAAGUGAUGCUAACGCAGCUGCUGAGGCAAACCAGGCACAGCAAGAGGAGCUUGCAAAACUCAGACAGGAGCUGUCCGAGAGUAAAGUCAGAGAGGAGCAGCUCAAACAGCAGAUGGCUGACAAAGAAGAAAAAACGAAGAAGGCCUUCCUGGGAGCCAAGACCAAAAUCAACCAACUAAACAGUGCUAAAGAGCAGCUCAGUCAGGAGGUAGAAGAACUGAAGCAGAGUAAAGAGGAGCUGGAGGUGAGAAUGAAUGCCCUCAAAUCUCAGUAUGAAGGACGACUUCUUCGGCUGGACAGAGAGCUUAGGGAACGGAGAGAGACACAAACGCACUCUGACACCAGAGAAGAAACACAGGACCAGAGUGGAGCUAAGGUGGGUGAUCAGACGAGGUCUGCAGACCAGAGACAGAUAUCGUUGAAGAGUCCUGCACAAGACAGAGGAAGUUCCACUCUGUCUGAGCCUCCCACUGCCAACAUCCGACCCACCCCAAGUACUCCAUCUCCUAGCAACAAGCCGAGUCCCUCUCCUGGCAGCAAGGCCACGCCUCGAGCCAGCAUCCGUCCUUUGGUUACCCUGGCAACUGUCCCUGUCCCAACACCUAUGGCCACAGUAAUGCCGACCACACAGACUGAAAGCCAAGAGGCAGUGCUGAUGAAUACAUCAGCCUCUGUGCACUCUACCAGCUCCAGUAUGGUGAAUGCACCCACCUCCAUAACUCAGCCAAGCAGCACUCAGGCCACAGCGUUUGUUCAGCCCACUCAACAGCAGGCAGCCAGUCAAGAUGCAGGGCCCAGCGUGGAGGUGGAGCAGCCAUCUACAUCCUCAUCCCCCUCCUCUCUGAAUGUAACAGCAUCUUCAAAGCGAAGCAGAGAUGAUGAUGAAGAGGAAGAAGAAAGCAUACCCGAGAGCUCACACACCUCUCCAACCACCAAAAAGCUACGCCUCAAAGCAACAGCAGCAAUGCAGGUGGAAGGUGAUGAGGAGAUGGAAGGAGAGCUCAGGGAUGAAGAACGGCAGGAUUCACCAGAUGAUAGUCAGGAGCUCCCAGAACAGAGCUUCCCAGUCUUAGCGGGGGACGACAAGGAAAGUGAGGAAGAGGGCGUGUCCCAGUCUGUUCCCACUGACCUGAUGUCCUCCCAGGGCUCUGCCAUCAUCCGAGAUGUGAUUGUGAUCGACACCGACAGUGAGAGCCGUGAGAGUAAAGAUGGAGAGGAGAAGGAGGAGGAGGAGGAGGAAGAAGAUGAGUAUAAAGAGGAAGAGGAUGAUGAUGAAGAUGACGAUGCUGCUGACAGCGGAGUGAGGGCGGGAGAGGAAAGUAACGAGGAGAGCGGAGAGGCCGAAGAGCAGAGUCGGGAGGAGCUGACAGAAGGCACUAACACUGAGGAGAGUGUGUGUGGAGCAUCCUCAGGCUCACAGCACCCCAGUGAGCCAACAGCCAGUGGUGAAGGCAGCGUCGAUACCGCAUCAGAGUCCGACCACCCUAGAGACCCUUUACACCUUCCUCCAACCUCUGCCCCCUCACCCUCCUCAUCUUCCCUCACACCCCGGAUGCCACACACACGAAGGCCCCCACACCCACUCCCACCUCGCCUCUACAUCCAGCCUCCUGCUCCUGAGCUGGGUCCCCCACAAACACAGAGACAGGCUUCUCAGCUGCGCAGACCAUCGUCAGGACGUGGACCUCAGCUGACUCCUGUAAUAGGCAGUAUGCAGCCUUUCUUUGAUGAUGAUGACAGAAUGGUUCCCAGUACUCCCACUCUGGUUGUUCCACAUCGUACUGAUGGUUUCGCUGAGGCUAUACACUCGCCUCAGGUAGCAGGUCUGUCCACCAGGUUCAGGUUUGGACCCCCUGAAGAUCUGCUGCCUCAGACUUCAGCCUCACACUCUGACCUGGGACAGCUGGCUUCUCAAGGAGGUCUCGGUAUGUAUGAAUCUCCUCUGUUUCUGGCUGCUCAUGAUGAAGAUGGAGGAGGAAGGAGUGUCCCCACCACACCUUUACAAGUGGCUGCACCAGUGACAGUCUUCACUGAAUCCCUGCCCUCAGACAGCAGUGACAACAUGGCGUCCCAGUCAGUUCCCAUGGUAACUGCCUCUACUGGAAUGGCUGCUGCUACAGAUGAUGGAGAUGAGGUGUUCAUGGAGCAGGAAGUGGAGGGCCCUGGAAUUGAGUCUACCCUGGAGAGUCAGACAGACAUGGAAUCAGCAGGACAGCAAAGUGAUGAUGCGUCACUGCCAUCUACCAGCCAAGACCCUGACACAAGCAAUAUGACGCAGCGUCACACAGUGGCCAGUCAGCCUCUGGUGAGCAGCCUGUCGAGCACAGGACCUCGAGGAGUGAGACUAAUCAGCCGCAGAGGAACGUUCCCUCGAGAAGGGAGGGGAGGAGCUCUGGGAAGAGGAGGAAUCUCCUAAUGAAGAUAUCACCAGUGAAGGCUCAGUCAUCCUAUUCAGUAAAACAUAAACAAGGCAACAAAUUUAAUACAUUUUAGGUCCACUUAAAAUCAGACUAUUACUGGAGAGAUCUGACAGGUGUGUGAACUUCUGAUUGUGUUAUUUUGUUAGUUUUUCUUUUUUUUGUCCUCUGAUCUUUGGUUGUUUAUACAUGUGUUUUAAUAAUAAAGUGGAAAUAUGAGGAGCAGCAGUGUCAUGGGAUGCUUUUUAUUAAUAAAAUGAAGAAUAUUUUGGUAGGAUGUAGUGGAGGACACGAAGAUCAAUUAUGACAAAACAAUUUGUCAACAAUGACAAAAUAUUUCUGUUGAAUUGAUCAAAUAAUAAAA